This is a messenger RNA of Rotaria socialis, 501 nucleotides long. The record is from the annotation of a GenBank genome assembly. Lineage: Eukaryota; Metazoa; Rotifera; Eurotatoria; Philodinida; Philodinidae.
AUGUACGAAGUUGACUUCGAUCUUCAAAUCUCAAAUCUACGUGAAGAAGCAUAUCUCAGUGUUGAAAACAUCGGUCGCGUACAAAUUUCACGUGUUGUCAUCUUGGAUGGCGUUCGUCAAUUACUAAUCAAUAGUUUCAUGCGUGAUCGUCUACAUCUCAAUGUUGAUAUCGGUCAUAUGUCGUUGUGUAACAUUGGGCCAGGCAAUUUAGAUUUCCUACUGAAUCCUAAUCUUUAUGAAUCAUUACAAGAUGUUGUUCUACGUCAAUAUCAAGGUGAUCAAUGGAAAGGCUACUACUAUGUCACGCCAAUAUUCGUACCAAAUCUUCCAUGGGAUAUUGUACUUGGAUCUAAUCAUUUUUAUCGACUCGGCGUAGAGUGGAAUAGUGAAAUGAAACAACUAGUACCAUUGACAACUCAGCGUCCUAUUUUUCGUCCGCGUGUCUUUCCAUCUAGAUACGAAAUAAGAACAACCCAAGACUUUCUUCGGCAAUUACUAUAA